This is a messenger RNA of Aphis gossypii (cotton aphid), 2065 nucleotides long. RefSeq names its product N6-adenosine-methyltransferase subunit METTL3 (gene Mettl3). The transcript is spliced from 12 exons. Gene Ontology annotation, cellular component: nucleus; RNA N6-methyladenosine methyltransferase complex. Gene Ontology annotation, molecular function: mRNA (2'-O-methyladenosine-N6-)-methyltransferase activity; mRNA m(6)A methyltransferase activity. The coding region runs from base 317 to 1969 and encodes 550 amino acids. The record is from RefSeq and is a predicted model, not a curated record. NCBI's taxonomy places the organism in Eukaryota, Metazoa, Arthropoda, Insecta, Hemiptera, Aphididae.
UGUAAUUUGUUGUUUACUUUUUUGGUGUAAUCACUAAUCACAAAAUAAUUUGAGUAUAAUUCAAAAUUCAACGUUUAUUUUUUUCAUUAUAGUAUUAAAGUAUUUUACUUUUCCUAUUUAAUAUUAGUUAUUGUGUAAAUCCAAUUAUUACUUUAAAACAUCAUCUUUUAUUGUUUCAUUAAUCGUUAAAACUGAAUAAAUCAUGAAAAAUAAAUAAACUCGAUUUAGAAUAAAAAUUGUUUACUACAUUUAAAUGGACGCGUUUAUACGUUGAAUCGAUCAAUUUGGUUAAGGUUACGGCUUAAAUAUUUCAAUCAUGUCUGAUGCUUGGCAAGAAAUUCAAGCUGUGAAAAGCAAGCGGAAUUCGCUACGAGAAAAACUUCAGAAAAGAAAAAUAGAACGGCAGGUCAUUCUAAAUGAAACCCCUGAUAAAAUUGUUCAUCGGGAAUCUUUACUGCCGAGUACGAGUAAUGAAGAAAAAGAAUCAGAUUUUGAUUGGAGCAAAGUAGGUGGUGAACGUGUAUUACUUGAAAUACUUGUUGAUCUAUCAGUUAAUCUUCCAAUCACAUCUCAUCAAUUAGUGACUGUUCUUUUAAAAAAAGAGUCUACCUACAUAUCACAUUCAUCUGUUGUCAAUUUGCUAAACAAAUUUGCUGCUCAAAAUCUUAUAAGUAUAAAAAAUAUUACAAUUGAUGGCCAGCAAGGUUUGAAAAUAUUAACAGCCGAACAUGCAAAAUUACUUGCAAUGAUUAAUAGUUUAUCAUCAGAGAUUGAUUCAAACUUGCAGCUUGAAAAAUCUCGCUUGCUGAUUGAAGAUAAAAUCAAACGGCUUGAAUAUGAAGAAAUUGAUGAAUGUUUAAAAAAUCCAAAAGUACAAAAGCUGACAAUUGAUUUUAAAAAGUCUGAUGAGUCUGAUGAUGAUAUAAUGUCCCUUAUUUCAAUGCCUUCAAUUAGAGAAAAAGAAAUAAAAAAAGUUAGUGAAGAAAUAAUGGAAUUGCUUACCAAACAAACAGUCAAAGAAAAAUCUUUAUGUGAAAAAUUUCGGUCUAAAGGAGGAACACAUGUUAUGGAAUUUUGUCCACAUGGUACUCGAUCAGAUUGCAUGGAGGGGCAUGUUUGUAAAAAACUUCAUUUCAAAAAAAUUAUCCAAAUGCAUACUGAUGAAACUUUAGGUGAUUGUUCUUUUCUAAACACUUGUUUUCACAUGGAUACUUGUAAAUAUGUUCACUAUGCAGUUGAUGGUGUAACUAGUAAAGUCAAUUUAGUAAACGCUCUGAAUAGUUUUCCAUCAAAACAAGGAUUGAUUGAUGAUAAGUCUGAAUUAUUUCCAUGUCAGUGGAUUCAGUGUGAUUUGAGGUACAUGGAUUUCACAUUUUUAGGAAAAUUUGCUGUUAUUAUGGCUGAUCCUCCGUGGGAUAUUCAUAUGGAACUUCCUUAUGGCACUUUAUCUGACGAUGAAAUGCGGCGAUUAGGUAUUCCACAAUUGCAGGAUGAAGGACUUAUAUUUUUAUGGGUCACUGGACGAGCUAUGGAGCUUGGUAGAGAAUGUCUUAAAUUAUGGGGUUACGAACGAGUAGAUGAAAUAAUUUGGGUAAAAACCAACCAAUUACAAAGGAUUAUAAGGACUGGUCGAACAGGUCACUGGUUGAAUCACGGCAAAGAGCAUUGUUUGGUGGGUAAGAAAGGCAACCCUUCUAAUUUGAACUGUGGUUUGGAUUGUGACGUAAUAGUUGCGGAAGUACGAGACACUAGUCACAAGCCAGAUGAAAUAUAUGGUAUUAUAGAACGACUGUCACCUUUUACUAGAAAAAUUGAGUUAUUUGGACGAUCUCAUAAUAUUCAACCCAACUGGAUAACACUUGGAAAUCAAGUAGAAGGUAUCAGGCUAACUGAUCAAGAUCUCAUAACAAAAUUUAGAAAAGCAUACCCAUCUGGAAAUUGUUUGACAACAUUGAAGAGGAAUACAUGACUUAGAUUAUGUUGUUAUUGUUGCUAUUUUAUAUAUGUAUUGUAAUAAUUUGUAAUAAAACAAAAAUCAGUUUUUAGCUGUUUUAUUUUACUAUGA